Molecule: messenger RNA, 3935 nt
Organism: Bursaphelenchus okinawaensis
Lineage: Eukaryota; Metazoa; Nematoda; Chromadorea; Rhabditida; Aphelenchoididae
Source: the annotation of a GenBank genome assembly
AUGUCGUACUUGAAAAGCUUCUUUGGCGGUGCUGAGGAGCAAAGUCCUGACAACUCGGAGCUGGUCGAAAAGUUUGUAGAACGUCUGGAAACAUGUACAACAUUAACGGACAAGAAGAAUGCUCUUAAGGGCUUAAGAUCGUGCGCUAAAGUGAGUUCUUGACUAUAUCUUUUUGUGAGUAUUAGGCAAAAUUAUCAGACUUGGGAAUAUUAUUCAUAUAGUAAAGAAGGAGGUAAUGCGGGGGAAACUAAUGAACUUUCGUAAAUUAUAAGUAAUUACUUUUAGAAUGCACGACUUCUGGUGGCUACAGCUGGAAUGCACAUGUACAUGGAGAUAUUAGACAGCGAAGAAGAGUUGGACAUUGUGGCAUCUGUGUUGGAUAUUUUAAAUGCUGUUUUGGGUGAUGAUGAAGAUAAUCUGGAAGAGGAUAUUUGUGACCGUUUGGCUGAACUGAUUGUUCGGAAGCCCGUCUUUAUGCCAGCAAUUCUAAGAUGCUUGGAAAACGAACAUUUUAGCGUUAGAAAGUAAGUUUUUGAAUGUUUUUUUUAUUUUUAGAUAUGAAAUUGACAAUUGAACACGCAAAAAUGGAUUUUUAAAUGAUAUAACAAGCUAUUACAUGUUAUUUUUUCUAGAAAUGCAGUUCAACUUCUAACCACAUUACUACGUCAUCGAGCUGGUGAAGUUCAAGAAGCGAUUGUCAAAGAUCCGACUGGAACAUGUAGGGUAGUUGAACUCUUGAAUGAAAAGAGAGAAGUAAUCAGAAAUCAUGUAGUUUUGAUGUUGUCCGAACUCAGCAGGGGAAAUGUUCAACUUCAACAACUGUUGGUGUUCCAGAACUGUUUCCAACUUUUGUUCUCGAUUAUUGAAAGAGAACCAUCAGAUAGUAUUGUAGUAGAAGACUGUCUGUUUGUUAUCUUGAACUUGUUGAAGAAGAACUCCAAUAAUCAGGAAUUGUUUAGGGAAGCUAGGUAAGUUGGCAAAAUUUUGUUUUAGUUAAUUUUAUAAAAGUUUAGGUAACAUUUUUGUAAAAAAAUAAAAUUUAUCAACAUACUGAUUUUGAUACACUUUGUGAUGAAGUUAAAACUUAUAAAUAAGUAAUCUGCUUAUUUUAGUUUGAUUAAUCAGCUUCUUAACUUGACCAAUUUGUUCCUGUAUCCUCCAGAAGAGUUUGACGAAGGACCUGAAGCUGAUUGGUUACCUCAAAAGACUGCUAACUUUAUUUUUAUUCUUCAAGUGAUACGAACAUUGGUAUCACCAACUGAUAACACUCAUUCCAAUACCCACGCUGCUCAAAGAGCUAUUUUACAAACCGGUAAGAGCGGUGUGGCAUUCUAUAUGAUAAUAUAGAUUGUAAAAUUGUACAUAUGUCAUUUGGAAGUUGUCGUGGUUCUUUAUGUUUAACAUUGUAGGAAAUGCAAUUGUUUUGAAGGUUAUGAUAUUGGCUAAACUUUGAAUUAUGUUAAUUUAGGUUUGAUUCAACUAUUGGUAAAGACUUUACUGUCUGAAUUUGUGGUUACUGUAGAUGUAUUAAGUGAAACUGCUGUCACUGUAGCUGAUGUGAUUAGGGGAAAUUAUGCUAAUCAACAAUUCUUUGCCUCAAGCACGAUUCAAACUCCAGAAGGCGAAAAGUGGGUUUUAUUUAUUUAAAUUUACUAAAAAUUUAAAAAAGAGUACGCGUAUUAUCACUGUACGGUAUUUUAUUUCUAAUUUGACAAUUUUUUGUAGAUCUGCUUUGAUGGUAUUGCUGAUGUCAAUGACUACAGAAAAACAACUGUUCCGGUUAAGAUGUUCAGUAUUCUAUUGUUUCUUGUGUUAUUUGUACGGUAAUGACACUGGAAAGCAGCGGGUAGGUUUACUUUACUUAUUAUUUUAAAACUUUUUUAGUUAAUAGUUUAUAUUUUUAAAAUGCCGUUUUUAGAUCAUCAAUACUCUUCUUCCAUCAGCUGAUUCAGAAGCCAAAGAAAAGGGUUUGGACCAUGACUUGUGGCAUUAUCUUUGUGCUGCCAUAAUGAGUGCAGAGUCAGUUCAGGUCUGGUUUGGUGCUGUUUGUCUGAUCUACACUUUGUACGAUGCUGAUCACUUGAAGCCUCAACUCUUACGGGUUCAGAUGUCGACGAUGCCAGGAGAAGAGCCAAGUUCUCUUCUGAAUCACAUUGGCAAUCUUUUGGUUUCAUUGGGUGCCAGAAGACUUCAAACUCGUUGUGCAUUGUUAAUGUUGUUGGGGGUGUGGUUGUUGAAUUGUGGUGAAGCGGUGGAGGAGUUUGUUCAAGAUGAAAGAUAUUUGGAAUACUUGACGUCGCAUCUAAACAAUACUAACACCGAGCUGAAGGAAGGCGAAAGUCAGGUGUUGAAGGGAUUGAUGGCAUUUGUACUCGGAGUUUGUGUUCAUCAUUACGAUUCUAUCGACAAUGCCGAGAAAAAGUAAGAACAAUUUCUAGUAUUUAAACUAUUUUUUUUAUAAAAAGGUCAUAUAUUCUAGAAUUCAUUUCUGCUUUAUAUAUUACUGUGCUUAUGUUUUGUUCUAACUCAUUUCCUUAUUUUAGGAAGAAGUUGAUGGACACAAUUCAAAGAAGAACGGGCAUUGAUCAAGUGGCAGAAGGCAUUGAUUCUUUAUCUAAAUCUGAGUUUUAUAUCAGGGCAGCUCAAAAACCAUUGCCAGCGGGCGCAAAUGCUCAUGAACUCUUAUUGGAAUAUCAAUUUGUAAAAAUAUUUAAAAGUUAUGAAAGUAGGUUUUCAUUUUUUAAUAUUUUCACCUUCAAAGACAGGCCUGGUAGUUACGGUUUCAGUAAUUUUUAAAUUGGUUUAAUUAUAGAAAAAUUUUAUAAAAUUGUUGUUUACUUUGGAGACUUUUGUAACAAUAUAUUACUUUUAGGUACAUUAAUGAAGAUUUUCCGUCCGAACGGAGAUCUUCAAUCAACUCCUUCCAACAAUGAUGCUGUUGUCGCUUCUUAUAAAAAACUGAUCAAACAACAAGAUGAACAAAUAGCUGGUCUGAAACAAGAGUUGGACCAUCUCAAGACCAGUCCAAAAGAGAAUGGCACUCCAGUCGACCAAGAAGUAUGGGAAUUUGUGGACAUUGUGCGGUUUCUUUUCUUUUGUGUUUCUUUUGUUCAUGUUUUGUGUUGCUGACAGCUUGUAGGAUAACAUUAAAAUGAUUUUCUCUGUUUCAGCCAAAGAACAAGGAGUCUACAGCUGCCGAGAUUCAGAAUCUGAAGGGGGAAAACAACGAUCUGAAGGAGAGAUUAAGGCUGAAGGAAGAGGAAUGCAUAAAGUUUGCUGGAUUAGCUAAUCAAGCUGAACAAAUGACUACGUAAGGCUUUUAUUAAAAUAUAAGGAAUUAUGGUGAGAGCUACAAUAUUGGUAUGAUAGUUUCUGAGCGUUACUUGUAUUUUUAGCAUUGCACGACAAUGGCAAUCAGAAGCCGAACGUUACAAGGCUUUUGCCGAACAAUGGCGAACAUAUCAGAUAGGUCAGUUACCAAACCCUCAAGAUGCUGUAGUAGCUCAAUUAACUUCACAAAUCGCCCAAAUGGAACAACAACUAAAAUACGGAUGGGAAUGUUUUGAAGGUCAGAGCAAGACUUACUCUCAAGUUGUCGAAGAGCUGGAAAGAACAAAAACAGAAGUUCAACGGCUAAAUUGUGCUCUGGAAGAUGCUAACAAGCAGUUGGCUACGUCUUCAUUUAAGGAAUUGGUACGAUUUUGAUUAAUUUAUCUGGUUUUUGAAUAAUAUUUCUUCCAAAACUAAAGUAAUGAUGAUUUUAGAUCAGCACUAAAAACGAACUUAAUGCCAUAACAAAAGAACAUGACGACACUCUUCUCCUAUUGGCCGAGCAAGACGCUAAACUGACCAAUUAUCGUCGGCGGCUACGAAAACACAAUGAGCCAGUAACCGAUGACGAAGAUGAAGGUGUUCACAAUCAGAAUCAAGUGUAA